This is a messenger RNA of Exophiala mesophila, 2631 nucleotides long. RefSeq lists its product as uncharacterized. The transcript has a single exon. Bases 1 to 2631 code for a protein of 876 amino acids. NCBI's taxonomy places the organism in Eukaryota, Fungi, Ascomycota, Eurotiomycetes, Chaetothyriales, Herpotrichiellaceae. The record is from RefSeq and is a predicted model, not a curated record.
AUGGCAGCUCGUAUGAUCGCAAUGCAGUUUUAUGACGCCGUCCUGUCAGUCCUUACCAUCGCGUUGUGUGUACCGUCAGUCGCCUUGACACCGAGACUGCUUUGGCUGCUCGGCCAGUGGCUGGUAAUCAACCAUGCUGCGAGAACGAUUUGGAUUCUAGUAUCUUCAGUCUUUCUUCUCAAGCAAAUCCGUCAACGUCAUCUGUCUCCCGUCCGCGAAUGCGCAAGUUUCUUUCUGUAUCGGGUGAUGGGUCAGCUGUCAUGGAGAAUCGUGGUUCAGCUGUCAUGGAGCAUCGUCGCUCAAUUACAUGUAGGGAACACUUCGUACGACGAGAUACUUGCAUUCAUCUUCAGCCUUAUCCCCUCUGGAUUAUCCUCAUUGCUUCAUAACUUCACGGUCGUCAAACACUGGAAGCCGGCAUUGUGGACCACCUGGCUUGGCUUCGCCGCACUCCCCAUAUUCCUCAAGGACAACAACAUUCCUGGCUAUCAUGCUGUAAUUAUCAUUUACUCCAACGUCAUUUUGUGGCUUCUGUCGCUGUUGAUUUCUUGUGGCAGGGGUUGGAUCCACACGAGCAGGAAAAAUCGUCCACCCGUCGGCACAGGGGAACAACAGACAAAUGUUAGAGUCAUAGAGAGUACCACAAAGGAUUCACAGCUAGAUGACAGGACAUGCACAACUACGCAUGCUUUGGCACCGUCUCCGCCUACGGCUUUCAGCUACAAGGAUCUCGAAGAUUUGGCACCUGAAGGAAAAGAGAUAAGAAUGCUGACUAUCUUGCAAAGCGACAGCAGCAGUACAUCCGAGCCUCUCAAAUGCAGAAUUCGAAAUGUUGCUACGGACAAAGCACAAGGCUACACGGCUUUGUCUUACGAAUGGGGGUCCGAGAAUGCGACAGCAUGCGUGGAAAUUAAUGGAAAGAUGAUGGCCAUUAGACCGAACCUUCACAAUGCUCUAUGCGUCAUGCGAAAUCAUGGACAUGGAGACAUCUGGGUCGAUGCCAUCUGCAUCGACCAGGAGACAGUAGACGAGGUCAACUCCCAUAUGACAAUUAUCAAGAAAAUCUACCAAGGUGCGGAUCAAGUGGCGGCCUGGCUCGGACCAGCUGCGGACAUGUCUGAUUGGAUCAUGGAUGAGUUGGAAAAGGGGACUCGGGUGGUAGAUAUUGCCCCCAUCCAUCGAAGGCCUGGGUCAGUCGAAGACACGGCGGUCACCAAAUUUCUCACACGGACGUACUGGCAACGUGUAUGGAUUGUCCAAGAGGUGGCCGUGGGCAUGAGAGUGCAGCUGUAUUGUGGAAUGAAGCAAACAGCAUGGAGAAAUCUACGAUGCUUCAGAGAUGAGUGGAAGUCCAGCACCGAUGAAAAACAGGCUUAUCCAUUCGCAAGGACAGUUUAUGAAAUCCGGCAGCACAGAAGGAUUUCUUCUCAACGGCCGAAAAACACGCUCGAGAUACUGGACCUAACUCGGGCGUUCGAGGCAACCAACGAUGAAGACAAAGUUCUUGGUCUUUUGGGACUGGCAGAGGAUUGGGAGUCUUACAAAACCCCGCCCGACUGUUUCCAAGAGCCUCGAUCGUUGUGUCUUUCGAUGACCAAGGGCGUGGUAGAGAAAGAUGAGACGCUCGACAUCAUCUUGCUUGGCCGCACGUAUGGACCCCAAAUACCAUUUCAGAGACGAAAGAAAAAUACGCCUGAUCAACGACAACUUCCGUCCUGGUGUCCCGAUUUUGUCCAUUUCGCACCCACUGUAUCUGAGAAACGACUGAUCUCGUAUUUGGCAGGGCAACCAAUGCAUAUAUUUGGACGCAGAAGUGCGGAUGCCACAGGUUCGAGUUUGACUGGAAAGAUCUCGUUUACGACGGACGGAGACUAUGAUGUUCUGAACGUGCAAGGAGUGGAGAUAGGCUCAAUCACCUCACUGGGAGUAAGCGCCAGCUUGCCAUCUGAACCAGAUCAUAAAUACAGAGAAAUAUGGCAGGACGACUCCUGGGAUGACACAGAGCUGUACAAUACCCUGGGUCAGACUUUAUUGAUGUACGACAAGGACUAUGAUGUGCAUGCCCGGGACCCGACUUUCCUCCUCUGGAUCAUGGAUGAGCGACGAGGCUUCCUCGAGACCGUCUUUAGUGGAGCGGGAACGUCUGCCACCGACGAGGCUCGAAUCAACGAAUGGCUCAAAGCGAAUGCCGACAUGUACAUCCAUGGCGAAACCUUGUGCACAAGAGCGACUUCACUGUCGAGCAAAAUCAGUGGUACUAGCAAUUGGUUCAAGCAUGCUGUGGGAACAGCGAUAGCUUUGGCCCAGGGAAAGACGAGUAAUUUGUCGAUUCGGGCCCGAGGACACAUUGUGGCAGCUAUUAAAUCUGCAAUCGACGAAGAUCUGCGUCUCAUGACUCUCUCCCAAGGUGGCAGGAUGGGAUGGGCACCCCCAAAUGCUACACUCUCAGACAAGGUGUUUCUCCUUGAAGGAUGCCACUUUCCGGUGGUUUUGAGACAUCGAAUUAACCAAAGAGAUAAGGUGAUGCCCGGAUACCGAGUGGUCGGCCAUGCAUACGUUCAUGGAGUGAUGCACAACGAAGUCUGGUCCAAGAUGGGGACAGAAGAUUUGCAGCCGCUUUCACUGUAUUGA